AGUUUGGACAGUAACCCAAGCCAGUACAAACAGCCCAAAUAUAUCCACAGUCACUCUGCGGUUGGGGAUUGAGUGGGCAUCUGGAUGCAGACUGUGGCUAGAGAACAGACCAAAGAAUAACAGAAGGAAAAAAAAGUUUAGGAGCUUUGUUUUAUCUUUGUCUGGGAUGAACUUUACUUUGGGCUUCAAACCAGCGAUGGGAGAUUCAAGUUCAGUGGAGAACUUAGAGAAACAACUCAUUUGCCCCAUCUGUCUGGAGAUAUUCACCAAGCCUGUGGUCAUCCUACCCUGCCAGCAUAAUCUCUGCAGGAAGUGCGCCAAUGAUGUUUACCAGGCCUCCAACCCUCUUUGGCAAAACCGUGGCCCUGUGUCUGCGGGGGGACGUUUCCGCUGCCCGUCAUGUCGUCAUGAAGUGGUAUUGGACCGGCAUGGAGUAUAUGGGCUUCAGAGGAACCUGCUAGUGGAGAACAUCAUUGAUAUCUACAAAUCAGAGUCUACCAGGCCACUCCUGCCCAAAACAGAGCAACAGCAGCUGAUGUGCGACCAGCACGAGGAGGAGAAGAUCAACAUCUACUGCCUCACCUGCGAGACACCGACAUGCUCCAUGUGCAAAGUGUUCGGGGCUCACAAAGACUGUGACGUGGCUCCGCUGCCAGACAUUUACAAGAGACAGAAGACGGAGCUGAGUGAUGCCAUAGCCAUCUUGGUGGCCGGAAAUGACAGAACACAAGCCCUGAUAUCACAGAUGGAGGAUAUUUGUAGGACAGUCAAGGAAAAUGGUCAUCGGCAGAUGCAGUACAUCUCAGAUAAGUUUGAUGAACUUUACGCCAUCCUAGAAGACCGCAAAAGGGAACUAAUAGAGACUGUUGGCCGUGAGCAGGACCAAAAACUGAGCCGUGUGCGCUCCCUCAUCCGUCGCCACGGAGAUCACUUGGAGAUGUCUGUCAAACUUGUGGAGACAGCCAUACAGUCCAUGGAAGAACCUCAAAUGGCUGUGUUCCUGCAGAGCGCAAAGGAAGUGUUCAAAAAGAUCACAGACACUGCCAAGGCUUCCAACAUUGAGCGGACGGAGGCGGGCUACGAGAGCAUGGCCCACUUCAUCAUCAACACGGAGAACGUGGCCGACACGCUGAGAGGCAUCGACUUCCAAACAGGUGAAGAUGGGGAAGACAGCGGUGAUGAAGGCCCUGAAGACCUGACCACCUCACCUGGUCAGGCUGGUGAAUCAGGGAGACGCAUAUAACUUAUUUUUAAACCCAAGGGUAUUUCCUGUGCUGACUUAAGAGAGACUAUGAGGAGGUUUUCUUUAAUCCUUUCAACAUGGCGAGAGCUUCUUUCAUCUGGUAUUUUGUGUUCCUAAAAGUCUGAGCUAUAGUUCAGUAAGAAUUACAAAUUUCUUCAUAGCUUCUACAUCCUGGAUGUUCAUAACGAUUCUAUGUAUGAUGCUAUUUUUGGUGUUUUUUUUAAUCUUAGAAUGAGCUGAGGACAUAGGAAAUCUGAAAAUAUUUGUGGUUUGUUCAAGUGUGUGUGUGUGUGUGUGUGUGUGUAAAUCACCAUUUAACAUUUAAAGGGGUCAGCAAUGUUUUUGAAAGACUCUUAUGCUCACCGA
This is a messenger RNA of Puntigrus tetrazona (Sumatra barb), 1609 nucleotides long. It is a transcript of the gene trim54, whose product is annotated as tripartite motif containing 54. The transcript has 9 exons. Lineage: Eukaryota; Metazoa; Chordata; Actinopteri; Cypriniformes; Cyprinidae. Gene Ontology annotation, molecular function: zinc ion binding. The record is from RefSeq and is a predicted model, not a curated record. The coding region runs from base 167 to 1243 and encodes 358 amino acids.